Molecule: messenger RNA, 1242 nt
Organism: Carcharodon carcharias (great white shark)
Lineage: Eukaryota; Metazoa; Chordata; Chondrichthyes; Lamniformes; Lamnidae
Gene: gskip
Product: gsk3b interacting protein
Exons: 3
Coding region: 183-605 (140 amino acids)
Biological process (GO): regulation of canonical Wnt signaling pathway
Cellular component (GO): cytoplasm
Molecular function (GO): kinase regulator activity; protein kinase A binding
Source: RefSeq, a predicted model, not a curated record
GUGACGUCCUACCAGGUGGAAGGCGCCAGGAGGUGGAGAGCUCGAGCGCUGCCGGUUUUAAACGAUCUUUUGGUUUAAAUUCUUGGUGCGCGGAUCGACUUUUUUUCCUCAGAAAGAUGAUGUGUUAAUGAUUCCCGAGGUUUUCUGAGUCUCUUCAAAAGGACUGAUAUCACUUCCAGGAAAUGGACUGUGAUCCCCAAGAUCUGAAGGAGUCAGUGUUUAAUAAUUUCGGUGAGGUUGCAGAUUGGGAAGAGAGGGACUUUGAGGGGGCAGACGUGAAGGAUAUGAGAGUGGAGGCAGAGGCUGUGGUCAACGACGUCAACUUUGCUGUUCGUCAUAUGGCUGUCUCGAAAAGCCUUGCAAUUGGAGAAGAUGUUGCUUAUAUUAACGUAGAAACAAAGGAAGGAAACAGAUACUGUCUUGAGCUAACUGAAGCAGGACUCCGGGUGGUGGCUUAUGGCUUUGACAAGGUGGACGAGUCACUGUCGAUGCAGUACCAUGAAACGAUUUACUCUCUCCUGGACUCAGUCAGCCCUGCGUAUCGUGAAGCAUUUGGUAAUGCGCUUCUGCAGAAGCUAGAAGCUUUAAAAAAAGUACAGGAGUGAAGGGCAUUGACUCCAGCCCCUUGUGAUGGCAUGUUUCUCAACAUGUUUUCUCUGGCUGCAAAAAGUCCAUGACCAAACAUACAGGAGACUACACACAUCCCACAAAAAAUUAGCAAAUUGUUUGUUUCCAUAUUCACGCAGCAGUACAGUUGGGAUCCACAAUCUUGCAGAAUUUAAUCUCUGUUUCUCAUUCCUACAGAGAGAGGAAAGGUGUUUGUAAGUUCCCUUGCUGUAAUAGGGCUGAAAAUUGCACAGCCCCUUUCAAAAGAGGUCAGUCUGUGUAAUUGCAGCAGUGAUGCACAAGCAUAGUAAGCAGGAGGGUACCUUUGGCCCAUGACUUGUGAAAAGAGCAAUGGACAUUGUCCAGACCUAAGUUUCUUGGUGAGAGAGAAGCAAGUGACCAGUAACUUUUAGCUUCUUCCAGCUUUCUCACUAAUAAAAUGUUGCUUCAUUUUACAUGUUGUACUUUGACUUGUUAAUUUAAAAAAUAACCUUCCAGUGUGCUGUUAAAUUGUGAAGCACAGAAAGUCAAACCUCUGGUGUAAUUUGCAGAUUCCAAGGUGAGAAAAAAUCUAAUCUUUUCAAAAAAAAAGUUAGUGUAUGUUUUGCAAAAAGAAUAAAAUAUUUUGGACACCAA